AUGUUUACUGACAGCAUGAAAAUGAACUCCAGUAAUUUGACACCAUCUCAAAUGUCAAAGAUGAGUACAAGAACAAGUGGGGGUCUAGAGGAAUUUAUGUGGGCUAUGAAAAUAUCAGACAUCAGUUUCGACUCUGUCACAUAUACAAAGAAGACCAUUGAGAAGUCUGUCACUUUCAAGAUCAACAACCAGUCUCCACUGCGAUCCACAACACCAAUGUCUACCAUUGAUCCUGCUGAUUCUAUCCAGUCCUCUGGCACCCCCAGCCAGGAGAAAGAAAGAGAGAAAGGAUGGGAUGAGAUGGAUGAGGAAGAGGAGGAGAUGAAGAAGUUGGAAGGAAGAAAAGAUGGUGCUCGAGACGAGGAUAGACCAAGCCCAUACCCACCAGCACACACCGUCUCUAUUGCCCCAUUCAACCCAACACCAGCUCGUCCCCAACGACCCGCAACAUCUAGUAUACGGCCCAGUGACACCUCCCAUCGUGACCACUACGUUACCCAAGCCCAUUCCCACCCCCACCAUGCCAUUCUCGUCGCCCAUGCACCAAAUGCUACGGACACCAGCAUCACCAAUGGCCAGACCACCAUCUGCAGCCCCAGCUCCACUCCACCAGCACACAGCAUCAUACGCGAACACCCAAUGGCACUAGAGAGUGGGAGGAAAGAGGUAGAAGAGAGGAACGAGAGGAAGAGGAGGAGAGGUCAGGAGGAGAGAAAGAAGAGAACAAGGGAGAACUGCAGGGCAAGGAACGUGUCACCAAGGCCAACGACCCACCCCAACGCCAUGCCACCAUCCUUGGACCAUUACCAACAGCAUGCCCAAAUCACUGCAGGCAUUUUCCUAUUUUUCUCCAACAAACAUCCAAAAAAAUAUUGA
Molecule: messenger RNA, 876 nt
Organism: Suillus subalutaceus
Lineage: Eukaryota; Fungi; Basidiomycota; Agaricomycetes; Boletales; Suillaceae
Exons: 7
Coding region: 1-876 (291 amino acids)
Source: RefSeq, a predicted model, not a curated record